Messenger RNA from Plodia interpunctella (Indianmeal moth), 4385 nucleotides. RefSeq names its product Hepatocyte growth factor regulated tyrosine kinase substrate (gene Hrs). Gene Ontology annotation, biological process: endocytic recycling; receptor internalization. Gene Ontology annotation, cellular component: early endosome. The coding region runs from base 475 to 3216 and encodes 913 amino acids. The transcript is spliced from 10 exons. Gene Ontology annotation, molecular function: ubiquitin binding; metal ion binding; phosphatidylinositol binding. Lineage: Eukaryota; Metazoa; Arthropoda; Insecta; Lepidoptera; Pyralidae. The record is from RefSeq and is a predicted model, not a curated record.
CUCAACAGUGAAAUAGUAAGCUCUUAAUUACAUAUAAUCAGUGACAGGCCGGCUUAUUGCCGUGUUUACUCAUUAGAGGUCACGUCAAUGCCCUAAUUGAAUUCAAUAAAUAAGACUUGUGAUUGUGUCUCCUAUGUUUACAUUGUUUUGGUAAUAAGAUAGAUUGUAUGGACAUCCUUGAACAAUAUGUAUUUGUUGUUACAGUAACUUUGGUUCGUGUGGAUAACUUGUAACUGUAACUUAUAAACAUGGCAUUGGCUUUGAAUUGAUCACAAUUUUCCCUAUGUACCUAGGGUACAUGUACACAGGGAAAAUUAAUUUAGUAUCUUCUAUAUGCAAUUUUCCUUAUUGUAUUUACCUGGCAACGCAUAAAAGAUUUUUUCAUUGUCUGGUAUCCCAUUGCUGAGCAAAAGCCACUGGCCUGCUUCACAAGAAAAUUAUGCUAAAAGCCUAUAUUAUGUUAGGAGACUAACCAUGAAAACGCUAUCGUCACGUCGCGAUACGUCACGUCUAGUUAUCAGGCAAUCUAUGACUCACUCACACACAACAAGCUUAGCAAAAUACAAGCGCCUUUGUUAUUGUCGUUUGAGAAAAAACAGAGAAUUGGAAAUUCUAACAAUGGAUACAGUGAAUAUAUUGAAGGCGGAAGGUUUCAAGUUUCCAACCUUGAAGGAGUCUGAUGCAAUGUUCUCAGCAGACACUGCACCAGAAUGGGCCGACGGGGAAGUGUGUCACAGAUGUCGCACUGCAUUCACGUUGAUGGUGCGCCGGCACCACUGUCGCGCCUGCGGUCAAGUUUUCUGUCAGCAGUGUAGCUCCAAAACAUCCACCCUGCCCAAGUUUGGAAUUGAGAAGGAGGUUAGAGUUUGUGAUGCCUGUUAUGACAAAGUGAGUCGUCCACCUUCCUCCUCAGCCAAAUUGGAGAUCAUUGACACCUCUAGUGACUAUGGACCUACCCAACCUCAGAAGCGUCCCCCUGGAAGUAAAACUGAAGAGGAACUUAGAGAGGAAGAGGAAUUGCAGCUAGCCCUCGCUCUCAGCCAAUCAGAGGCUGAACACAAAGAGAAAGAACGGAAAUCUCGCUCGCACAUUGCGCCGGAACCCGCUCAUCAUCCUACCUUAUCGCCAUCGCCGUCGUCAGUGAGCGCGUCCCCGGACCACAGCGUGCAGGCGUCGUCGGAGCUGUCGCGGUACCUCGACAGAAACUACUGGGAACAGCGGCUGUCGCGCGACUCCGCCGCCCCCGCCGCCCCCACCGCCCCCGCACCAUCCUCCAUCGCCUCGCAGGACAAUGAUUCUGACUACACAAAACCUAACAGCAAAACCGUCGAGGAAGAUGCAGAGGACAAAGAAAUAGAUGAGUUUGUGGAGACUCUCAAAUCGCAGAUUGAAAUAUUUGUCAAUAGGAUGAAAAGCAAUUCAUCUCGUGGACGUUCUAUCGCCAAUGAUACCUCAGUGCAGACAUUGUUUAUGAAUAUAACCGCGAUGCACUCACGACUACUGCGGUACAUACAACAGCAGGACGAUAAGAGAGUCUACUUGGAGAGUUUACAGGACAAAGUGACGCAGGUCCGCGACAGCCGCGCGGCGCUGGACACGCUGCGUGCCGAGCACGCUGCCAGGCUCGCGGCGCAGGCCGAGGCGGUGGAUCGCCAGCGACAGAUGCAGAUGGCCGCCAAGCUGCAGGCCAUGAGGAAGAAGAAGCACGAGUAUCUGCAGUACCAGAGGCAGCUUGCCUUGCAGCGCGUGCAGGAGCAAGAAAGAGAAAUGCAGAUGAGACAAGAACAACAAAAACACCAAUAUAUGAUGUCUGCAAAUACCGGAUACUACAUGCCCGGAGUCACCAUGCCGCAAUACCAACCCAACUAUCCCAACCCCAUGUACGCCAACCCACAGUUCCACCAAAUGAUGCCGCAGUCCACCACUGAUGGAUCCAUUACUCUGCCUGGGCAACCGCAGAUGUCCCAAGCCAAUAUGCCAAUUAAUGUUAACCAGCUGGGCCAGAUGUCUCAGUCGAUACCACAAAUGACCAACACAUUUGCCAUGACAACAUCCGGAAUGGCCAUCAGCCAAGCUCCAGGAGUCCAAACCAUGAACCAGGGCAACAUCCGGCCAAACCAAUCGAUACCAUUGCAACAACAAAUGCUCAUGCAACAAAUGCAUCAGAUGAGGAUGCCCGUCCAAACGGGAGUGCACCAAAUUAUGUCGCAGAACAUGCCCAACGGUCUCGCUGGGCAGAACUUGGCUCAACAGAAUGGGCAAACCAACUUGCUGAAACAGAACCAGUCUAUGGUGCCGUCCAUUCCUGGCCAGCAUAAUUUGAACCAACAGAUGAUGAAUCCUAGCAAUCCCUUGCUGAUGCAAAUGCAGAACUUGAGGAUGUCGAUGAUGCAAGGGAACCAAUCCAAUCCUAGUCAGCAAAUGCAGGGUUAUCCCGGGAUGCAGCAACCUUCUCAGUUGAUGCCGGGACAAAUUCCAGCGCAAGCUCAGAGCAUGACUCUACCGACUCACAUUCCCUCUACGAAUCAAAAUGUGCCUCAAGGACAAGUGCCUGUGAGCCAUAACCAGCAAAUGCCUCAGCAGCAAGCCCAAAUGGCCCAACAAAUGGCCAUGCCGGGACAGAGCAUGCAACCGCCGGGGCAAAUGAUACCGGGGCAACAGCCGCCGGGGCAGAUGAUGCCGAACCAGCAAAUGGUACAGAGCCAGAAUAUUCAACAAAACCAAAUGGGGCAAAUGCCCCAACCGCCAAACCAAAUACCCGGCCAACAGGGGCAGGUGCCCCAUCAGAUGCAAGCGGUGCCCCCGCAAGCCGCGCAGGUGCACGCCCAAAUAUCUCAGGGACACAACCUGCCUCAAGGGCAACAAAUGCCGCAAGGCCCACCUAUGCCGCAAGGACAACCAAUGCCGCAAAACCAGCAAAUGGCGCAGGGCCAGCCAAUGCCACAAGGACAACCGAUACCGCAAGGUCAACAAAUACCGCAGGGACAACCGAUGCCACAAGGUCAAAUACCACCGGGGCAGCAACUGGCCCAAGGUAACAUGGUUCAAGGUCAACAGCCUCAAGGUCUAUCGGGAGCCCCAAAGCUGCAACCUUCGCAAGGCUUCAUCAAUGGCGUCCCAGGAGCACAGCCAUCGCCCAGCCAGCAACAACAACCACAGACUCCCGUUAAAUCUGAACACAAUAACAACACGGCAGAAUUGAUAAGUUUCGAUUGAAAUCUUGCGUGUACGUUAUAAUGGAGAGAUCGUUUUAUUCAAACUGACUGUUAAUCUUAUAAUAGGUACUGUAGGUAUGUAAUACAAAAGGAUUCGCAAUAAUUAUGCAAAUUAGAAAUUGUGCAAGUUGUAUGAAUUUUUAGACAAUUGCAAAUACGAGCGGCGGGUGAAGCAGUUUUUUAGCACAUUGCUUGCUAUGCUUUAAACAAUAAUAAUUUGACAUUGUAAAGCUAGCCGUGAAUAGAUAAAUUGCUGAUUGAAUCGCUCGCCAAUCAUAAAUCAAUAUAGAGAAGUCAAAUCGAAACAUGUAUAAAGAAAAUGGUAUCUUGAUUUUUUUUAUAUAAAGGUUACAUGCUUUUUUGUCACGAGUGAUUAACAAUUAUUUAUAUACGAUUAUAAUAACAUACAGUAGGUGCAGAUCUAUAUGUAGCUAUCAUCAUCACAUGACAUACGUACAGCUUCUUAUUUCAUUUUGCGGUAACCAUUUUAGUUAUUAUGGCACCUCUCUUUGGUCAUUUUUAUGUAGCUUCAAGGAUUUAUUGUCUUAUAGCGACAGAGUUCACUUUGUAUUAUGUAUGUAUGUAGUAUUCACAAUAUAUGUUCUUCCUCAUAAGAGUUUACUAGGUCCGUACUUUGACGUGGAUUCUUAACUACACAAACUCUGUCUUACGCCGACAUAGUGACUAAUAAUAAUAGACAUCGUGACUUCAUCUAUUUCACACAUACAAGGAAGACAAACGCGUAUUAGAAAUUUAUCUAUCAGGCAGUCUACCGCGAUCUGUAGGCGAUUGGAUUAUUUAAUUGGAUUAGUUUAUAUUCAGUAGUCAGUAAUCUUAUAAACAUAUUACGCACAUUAAUGACCAGUCACCACAUGUUAUUUGAUUUUGAUAAAAAAUAACUACCUUUUAUUAUAGUAGAAUACUAAUUAACAAAGAUAUCGUUUAGGAAAAGAAGACCAACUAGAGGAGCCUUUUUAGUUAUUACCUUGUAAUCUAUGUAAAUGAAAACAUAUAUGUAAAAUUGCUUCGUUCAUAGUGUAUUAUUUAAUAUUAGAAAAGGUAAUAAAUUCAAAAUAUUUUUAUUUUUGUCAUUGCUGAACAAUUGUUACGUUAAUUUUUAUAAGUUGUAUCAUUAUUGUAUGAUAACAAUAAAGUUUUAAAAAUAAUGAA